Messenger RNA from Echinops telfairi (small Madagascar hedgehog), 2975 nucleotides. RefSeq names its product ATPase secretory pathway Ca2+ transporting 2 (gene ATP2C2). NCBI's taxonomy places the organism in Eukaryota, Metazoa, Chordata, Mammalia, Afrosoricida, Tenrecidae. The transcript is spliced from 27 exons. Gene Ontology annotation, biological process: calcium ion transmembrane transport; manganese ion transport; intracellular calcium ion homeostasis. The record is from RefSeq and is a predicted model, not a curated record. Bases 1 to 2925 code for a protein of 974 amino acids. Gene Ontology annotation, molecular function: ATP hydrolysis activity; P-type calcium transporter activity; ATP binding. Gene Ontology annotation, cellular component: plasma membrane; Golgi membrane; endoplasmic reticulum.
AUGGCGGAGCGACGCUUCUCCAAGUUCCUGCGCAAACUCUGCUCCCGCGAGGGCCACCAGUACGAGCCGCUGGAGAGGGGCGAGUGGGACGCCCUGACUGACGAGCAAUGUGAGCUGAAGGCCCUGGAGAAAGAGAAGACGGUGGUCCCUCUGCCCCCCAAGGAAGCAUGCAAGUACCACAAAGAAGACUUGGCCAAGGCGUUCUGCGUGGACUUGGAGAAUGGGCUGUCCGAAUUCUCGGUGGCACAGCGGCGGCUAGUCCACGGCUGGAAUGAGUUUGUGGCCGACAAUACGGAGCCUGUGUGGAAGAAAUACCUGGACCAGUUCAAGAGCCCCCUGAUCCUGCUGCUGCUGGGCUCUGCCCUGGUGAGUGUGCUCAUCAGGGAGUACGAAGAUGCCAUCAGCAUCGCCAUGGCCGUGUUGAUUGUGGUCACCGUGGCCUUCAUCCAGGAGUACCGAUCGGAGAAGUCUCUGGAAGAGCUCACCAAGCUGGUCCCGCCCGAAUGUAACUGCACCCGAGAAGGGAGGCUUCAGCACCUGCUUGCACGAGACCUGGUUCCCGGAGACAUCGUGUCCCUCGCCAUCGGAGACCGCAUCCCGGCUGACAUCCGCCUCACGGAGGUGACAGACCUCUUGGUGGAUGAGUCUAGUUUUACCGGCGAGGCUGAGCCAUGCAGCAAGACAGACAGCCCUCUGCCAGGCGGGGGUGACCUCACCACAUUAAGUAACAUCGUCUUCAUGGGCACACUGGUGCAGUACGGGAAAGGCCAGGGUAUUGUAAUUGGAACAGGAGAGAGGUCCCAGUUCGGCGAAGUCUUUAAGAUGAUGCAGGCAGAAGAGACGCCCAAGACGCCCUUACAGAAGAGCAUGGACAAGCUGGGGAAGCAGCUCACGCUGUUCUCCUUCGGCAUCAUCGGGCUCAUCAUGCUCAUUGGCUGGCUACAAGGGAAGCCGCUUCUCAGCAUGUUCACCAUCGGGGUGAGCCUGGCUGUGGCUGCCAUCCCGGAGGGCCUGCCCAUCGUUGUCAUGGUCACACUGGUCCUGGGAGUGCUGCGGAUGGCCAAGAAGAGGGUCAUUGUGAAGAAGCUGCCCCUCGUGGAGACGCUAGGUUGCUGCAACAUCAUCUGUUCGGACAAGACGGGGACUCUGACGGCCAAUGAGAUGACUGUGACCCAGCUGGUGACCUCCGAUGGGCUCCACGCUGAGGUCAGCGGAGUUGGAUACAGUGGCAAAGGGAGCGUGUGCCUUUUGCCAUGCAAGGAAGCCCUUAAGGAAUUUUCCAACGUCUCCGUGGGGAAAUUGGUGGAGGCAGGCUGUGUGGCCAACAACGCCAUCAUCAGGAAGGGGACAGUGAUGGGACAGCCCACGGAGGGGGCCCUGGUCGCCCUGGCCAUGAAGAUGGGCAUGAGCGAUGUUAAAGAUGGCUACGUGAGGAGCAGGGAGAUCCCUUUCAGCUCAGAGCAGAAGUGGAUGGCCGUGCGAUGCAGCCCAAAGAACGGGGAGCAGGAUGAGAUCUACUUCAUGAAGGGGGCCUUGGAGGAAGUGACCCGGCAUUGCACCGCCUACAACCAUGGGGGCCUCUCGCUGCCACUGACCCCCCAGCAGCAGGCGCUGUACGGGCAGGAGGAGACAAGGCUGGCCUCAUUGGGCCUGCGAGUGCUGGCCCUGGCGUCCGGGCCCGAGCUGGGCCACCUGACGUUCCUGGGGCUUGUAGGGAUGAUCGACCCGCUGAGGGCAGGUGUGAAGGAGGCUGUGCAGGUGCUCUCUGAGUCGGGGGUGUGCGUGAAGAUGAUUACGGGGGACGCCCUGGAGACGGCCCUGGCCAUCGGAAGAAGCAUUGGCCUGUGCAAUGGGCAGCUGCAUGCCAUGUCUGGGGAGGAGCUGGACAGCAUGGACGAGGGCCAGCUGGCUGAGCAAGUCAGAAAGGUAUCCGUGUUCUUCAGAACCAGCCCAAAGCACAAACUCAAAAUCAUCAAGGCCUUGCAGGAGUCAGGGGCGAUCGUGGCCAUGACGGGGGAUGGGGUGAACGACGCGGUGGCCCUGAAGUCGGCAGACAUCGGGAUCGCCAUGGGGCAGGCGGGCACAGAUGUCAGCAAGGAGGCUGCCAACAUGGUGCUGGUGGACGAUGACUUCUCCGCUGUUGUAGACGCCGUGGAGGAGGGCAAGGGGAUUUUUUACAACAUCAAGAACUUCGUCCGCUUCCAGCUGAGCACGAGCAUCUCUGCCUUGAGCCUCAUCACGCUGUCCACAGUGCUCAACCUGCCCAACCCACUCAAUGCCAUGCAGAUCCUGUGGAUUAACAUCAUCAUGGAUGGGCCGCCCGCACAGAGCCUGGGGAUGGAGCCAGUGGACAAGGACACCCUGCGCCAGCCACCCAGGAGCCUUGGGGACACGAUCCUUAGCCGAUCCCUCAUCCUGAAGAUCCUGCUGUCCGCGGCCAUCGUCAUCAGUGGGACCCUCUUUGUCUUCUGGAAGGAGAUCCCAGAAGACAAGGCCAGCACACCUCGCACCACCACCAUGACCUUCACCUGCUUUGUGCUCUUUGACCUCUUCAACGCUCUUACCUGUCGCUCCCAGACCAAGCUCAUCUGGGAGGUGGGCUUCCUCAGGAACCGUGCCUUCCUCUACUCGGUGCUGGGCUCGCUCCUGGGACAGCUCGCUGUCAUCUACCUGCCCCCGCUGCAGCGGGUCUUCCAGACAGAGCAGCUGGGCGCCCUCGAUCUGCUCUUCCUCACCGGCCUGGCCUCAUCCGUCUUCAUCCUGUCGGAGCUGCUGAAACUCUGUGAGCGGUACAGCUGCCCGGCCGCCCGCCAGCCCUCCCACUCCAGGACUGGGAGCCGCUCCCCAUCCUCCCAGGAGCGGCUGGAGGAAGCGGCAGGAUGCGGUCCUUCCUGGAAGGCCCCUCCGUUGGGGGACGCGCCCUGAGGAGCAUGGACAGGAACACGUCUCUAUUUAUUAAAUCACGAUUUUUAAGA